GACUGGUGCGCUUAACCGCGUGGUCUGCGGAGGAAAUAAGGAUGCUGAUGUGAGUGAUAAAACUAGUAGUCAUACAGAGAAGGAGCAGGCCCUGCAGGAGUCAUUAAAUCAAAACUUCAUGCUGAUUGUCACCCAUCGAGAAGUCCAGCGGGAGUACAACCUCAACUUCUCAGGAAGCAGUACCAUUCAGGAGGUAAAGCGGAAUGUGUAUGACCUAACUAGUAUCCCAGUCCGUCACCAGUUAUGGGAAGGCUGGCCUCCUUCGGCCACAGACGACUCAAUGACUCUAGCUGUUUCGGGACUGACGUUUCCUUGCCAUCGACUUACAGUUGGAAGAAGGUCUUCACCUGUACAAACAAGGGAACAGUCAGAGGAGCAGUGCACUGAUGUUCAUAUGGUUAGUGACAGUGAUGGAGAUGACUUUGAAGAUGCAACAGAGUUUGGAGUUGAUGAUGGAGAAAUGUUUGGAGUAGCGUCAUCUGCCUUGAGGAAAUCACCAAUGAUGCCAGAAAAUGCUGAAAAUGAAGGAGAUGCCUUAUUACAAUUUACAGCUGAGUUUUCUUCAAGGUACGGUGACUGCCAUCCGGUUUAUUUUAUCGGAUCGUUAGAGGCUGCUUUUCAAGAAGCCUUCUAUGGGAAAGCUAGAGAUAGAAAGCUUCUUGCUAUCUACCUCCACCAUGAUGAGAGUGUACUAACCAAUGUCUUCUGCUCCCAAAUGCUUUGUGCUGAGUCUAUUGUCUCCUAUCUGAGUCAGAACUUCAUAACCUGGGCAUGGGACAUGACAAAAGAAGCAAACAGAGCAAGGUUUCUGACCAUGUGCACUAGACACUUCGGGAGCGUUGUGGCCCAGACAAUUCGAACUCAGAAGACAGACCAGUUUCCACUUUUCCUUAUUAUUAUGGGAAAGCGGUCAUCUAAUGAAGUACUGAAUGUAAUACAAGGUAACACAACAGUGGAUGAGCUAAUGAUGAGGCUGAUGGCUGCGAUGGAGAUCUUCAGUGCCCAGCAGCAGGAGGACAUAAAGGAUGAGGAUGAACGUGAAGCCAGAGAAAAUGUGAAAAGGGAGCAGGACGAAGCGUACCGCAUCUCACUGGAGGCUGACAGAGCGAAGAGGGAAGCGCAAGAGAGAGAAAUGGCAGAGCAGUUUCGCUUGGAACAGAUUCGGAAAGAACAGGAGGAAGAACGUGAGGCUAUCAGGCUCUCUCUCGAGCAAUCUUUGCCUCCCGAACCGAAGGAGGAGAGCACCGAGUCCGUCAGUAAACUGCGCAUUCGGACGCCCAGCGGAGAAUUCUUUGAGCGACGUUUCCUGGCCAGCAGCAAGCUGCAGGUUGUCUUUGAUUUUGUAGCUUCCAAGGGAUAUCCCUGGGAGGAGUACAAGCUGCUGGGCACCUUUCCGAGGAGAGAUGUGACCCAGCUGGAUCCAAAUAAAUCGUUACUGGAGGUAAAACUGUACCCUCAAGAAACCCUUUUCCUAGAGGCAAAAGAAUAG
Molecule: messenger RNA, 1489 nt
Organism: Eurypyga helias (sunbittern)
Lineage: Eukaryota; Metazoa; Chordata; Aves; Eurypygiformes; Eurypygidae
Gene: FAF1
Product: Fas (TNFRSF6) associated factor 1
Exons: 14
Cellular component (GO): nucleus; endoplasmic reticulum
Molecular function (GO): ubiquitin binding; NF-kappaB binding
Source: RefSeq, a predicted model, not a curated record